Messenger RNA from Cervus elaphus (red deer), 1170 nucleotides. It is a transcript of the gene IMMP1L, whose product is annotated as inner mitochondrial membrane peptidase subunit 1. Gene Ontology annotation, molecular function: serine-type endopeptidase activity. NCBI's taxonomy places the organism in Eukaryota, Metazoa, Chordata, Mammalia, Artiodactyla, Cervidae. The transcript has 8 exons. The coding region runs from base 403 to 930 and encodes 175 amino acids. The record is from RefSeq and is a predicted model, not a curated record. Gene Ontology annotation, cellular component: membrane; mitochondrial inner membrane peptidase complex.
GAAUCCUGGUACUAUGGAUCACCUAUAUUUGCUUUGAGACAUGCUUUAGAUGUUUUUUUCUGGAAGCCCUGUAAAUACUGUAAAAAUUCAGUGUAUUGUUGUAAAGACCUAUGGUGAAGCGACUUCCAGUCAUUUGGAAAGGAUGGGAUGAAAAGGAACCUUGGUGAUAAUUUUGAUGUCUGCAAGAUUUAGUACCAGUGUAAUGGGAUUAUCGGUAACACCUUCACUGCAGAAAAAGCCACCUGGCGCUAUAACUGGCAGCAACUGAGGACUAAUCCUUUUCCAUCUCUUGGAUGUCAUUCAUGAAGCUCAAAGCGAUUUCUUUCCUGCUAACUGUGAUUAAUUUUAUAAACAACAACAGCAAAAAAAUCAGGCCAAUGGUGGCAGAGUCUACAUAGAACUAUGCUUCGUGGUGUUCUGGGAAAAACCUUUCGACUUGUUGGCUAUACUGUUCAGUACGGCUGCAUAGCUCAUUGUGCUUUUGAGUAUGUUGGUGGUGUUCUCAUGUGUUCUGGACCAUCCAUGGAGCCUACAAUUCAAAAUUCAGAUAUUGUCUUUGCAGAAAAUCUUAGUCGACAUUUUUAUGGUAUCCAAAGAGGUGACAUUGUGGUUGCAAAAAGCCCGAGUGAUCCAAAAUCAAAUAUUUGUAAAAGAGUAAUUGGUUUGGAAGGAGACAAAAUUCUCACCAGUAGUCCAGCAGGUUUCUUUAAAAGCCAUAGUUAUGUGCCAAAGGGUCAUGUUUGGUUAGAAGGUGAUAAUCUACAGAAUUCUACAGAUUCCAGGUACUAUGGACCUGUUCCAUAUGGACUAAUAAGAGGACGAAUCUUCCUUAAGAUUUGGCCUCUGAAUGAUUUUGGAUUUCUACGUGACAGCCCUAAUGGUCACAGAUUCUCUGAUGAGGAAAUGAUGUUAGACAAGAAGCAAAUCUGAGUUCAAAAUGAGUCGUAAAGCAGUGGAGACAAUUCACAACAUCAACAACGCAUUUGACCCAGGAAGUGCUAACAAAUGUACAGUGCAGUGGUGGUUCAAGACGUUUUGCAAAGGAGAUGAGCGCCUUGAAGAUGAGCGUAGUGACUGGCCAUUGGAAGCUGACAAUUACCAAUUGACAGCCAUCAUCCGAGGUGAUCCUCUUACAACUACAGGAGAAGUUGCUGAAGAACUCAAUGUUCA